AACAAAAUAACAAACACGGUGCAACUGUGCGCAAACAUUUUAUGAAAUUAAAGUUUUUAGAACUCUUUUACAAAUUAGAUUAAAUAUUUUUCACUCAUAAAAUAGUAAAAUGGAUGAUGAUGCAGAAACAUAUAAGUUAUGGCGCAUUCGUAAAACAGUUAUGCAGCUAUGCCACGAUCGAGGGUAUUUGGUAACGCAAGAUGAAUUGGACCAAACUUUAGACCAGUUCAAGGAACAAUUUGGGGAUAAGCCAAGUGAGAAGCGGCCAGCUCGAAGUGAUCUUAUUGUAUUGGUGGCCCACAAUGAUGAUCCAACGGACCAAAUGUUUGUUUUUUUUCCCGAUGAAGCUAAAAUCGGAAUUAAGACCAUUAAGACAUAUUGUACAAGAAUGCAGGAAGAAAACAUACACAGAGCCAUUGUUGUUGUACAAGCAGGUAUGACACCUUCUGCAAAACAAUCCUUGGUCGACAUGGCGCCAAAGUACAUUUUGGAACAGUUCUUGGAGUCCGAAUUACUCAUCAAUAUAACAGAACAUGAGUUGGUUCCUGAGCACAUUGUACUCACCAAUGAUGAAAAGACGGAGUUGCUAACAAGAUAUAAACUAAAAGAAAACAUGUUGAUGAGAAUUCAAGCUGGGGAUCCAGUGGCCCGAUAUUUUGGUCUCAAACGAGGGCAGGUAGUUAAAAUCAUAAGAUCUUCGGAGACGGCUGGAAGAUACAUUUCAUACAGAUUAGUUUGUUAAGGUAGAAUUAAAUAUGGCUAAAAUUUAAAACAU
Molecule: messenger RNA, 775 nt
Organism: Aricia agestis (brown argus)
Lineage: Eukaryota; Metazoa; Arthropoda; Insecta; Lepidoptera; Lycaenidae
Gene: Rpb5
Product: DNA-directed RNA polymerases I, II, and III subunit RPABC1
Exons: 8
Coding region: 110-742 (210 amino acids)
Biological process (GO): DNA-templated transcription
Cellular component (GO): RNA polymerase III complex; RNA polymerase II, core complex; RNA polymerase I complex
Molecular function (GO): DNA-directed RNA polymerase activity; DNA binding
Source: RefSeq, a predicted model, not a curated record